Molecule: messenger RNA, 2035 nt
Organism: Erigeron canadensis
Lineage: Eukaryota; Viridiplantae; Streptophyta; Magnoliopsida; Asterales; Asteraceae
Product: putative pentatricopeptide repeat-containing protein At4g17915
Exons: 3
Coding region: 130-1506 (458 amino acids)
Molecular function (GO): protein binding
Source: RefSeq, a predicted model, not a curated record
CGGGAAUCGUUUAGUCAAAUCUGGUCACUGUGCUGAAGUUCAAUUUAGGUUAUAUAUAUACAUAUGUGAUCUAUAAGAGUUUUCUGGCCGAAGCCUCAAUUUGGUUAGCCCUCAGAAUAUUUUUGGAGAAUGGUUUGUAAUUUGUCAACGAGGCUGAUGAAUAUAUGUGUGGCUUCAUUUUGUAAAGUCCAACAACUGGAGAAAGCAGAAGCUGUUAUUAUCGAUGCUAUUAGGUUAGGAACCCUACCGAAUGUUGUUACGUACAACACAUUGGUUGCUGCAUAUUGUCGUUUUGUUGAUCUCGAUGCAGGCUAUUCAAUUUUAAGUAGAAUGAAAGAGGCAGAUAUACAUCCAGAUGUAGUUACUUAUAAUUCUUUGAUAGCUGGUGCUUCCAACCAUUUUUUACUUUCGAGAUGCUUUGAUCUGUUUGAGGAAAUGAUUAAAGUCGGAAUAUCUCCCGAUGUUUGGAGUUAUAAUACUAUAAUGCAUUGCUUUUUUAGAUUAGGAAAACCCGAGGAGGCCAACAAGGUCUUUCAUAAUAUUGUCAUGAACAAACUCUCUCCUUGUUCUACCACAUUUAAUACCAUGUUUAAUGGUCUCUGCAAGAAUGGGUAUUCAGAUAAUGCCUUAUCCCUAUUCCGACAUAUAAAAAGACAUGGGUUUAUUCCUCAGUUAAUAACUUACAACAUAUUAAUUGACGGGCUUUGUAAAGCGGGUCGGUUACAGGCUGCAAGAAUGGUGCUUAAGGAGCUUGGGAAAUCAAAUCUGUCACCCAAUGCCAGUACUUAUACUACCGUGAUGAAAUAUUGUUUCCGAUCGGGGAAAUUCGAAGAAGGAAUAGAAAUCUUUCAUGAAAUGAAAAAUAAAGGAUAUACAUAUGAUGCGUUUUCUUAUUGUACAGUCAGCAGUGCCUUUGUUAAAAGGGGUAGAUUGGAAGAAGCAUAUAGAUGUUUUGAGUUAAUGGUUGAAAAAGGGAUUGAGCUUGAUAUCGUGUCGUACAAUAUCUUGGUUAAUAUGUAUUGCAUAGACGGUAGGUUGGAGGAAGUUUAUGACUUGUUGUAUGAGAUUGAACAAGCGGGGUUUCAAUGUGAUGAAUACACGCAUACUGCACUUAUUGAUGGUCUGUGCAGAGCAGGUAAUUUUGAUGGUGCGUUGUGUCAUCUAAAGUAUAUGGAUACAUUGGGGUUUGAUUCUAAUUUAGUUGCUUAUAAUUGUAUGGUUGAUCGGUUGUGUAAAGCUGGUUACAUUGAUGAUGCUUUCAAGCUUUUUACGAAGAUGGACCCUAGAGAUUGUAUAACCUACACGUCUAUGGUGCAUAACCUUUGCAAGGAACGGAGAUUUUUGACUGCUUCUAAGGUUCUGUUAGCCUGUUUAAACCAAGGAAUGAAGGUGUUUAGACCUACCCAAAGGGUUGUUAUCAAAGGUCUUCGAUCGUCGGGUUUAUACUCGGAAUCAAGGAAGCUUGAAUCAAAAAUAAAACUAGCUAGAGUUUUCCAGUAUUUAUAGGAUCAAUCAUUGAGUGGGAUAUUACAGAAUCAUAAUAUUUUUUGUGCAGAAAAACAAUCCCAAGCUAUAAUGUGUAGAUGUGCUCGAACGUUCUGAGGAGUUCUCUUUCUGUGAGGUAUGUAUUCCAUUCAGUGACUGGGGCUUUGCCAAAUCAUGGUGAGCUCCCACACAAUAUAAAGUGGAAUCAAAAAGUGAACGGUGGCUCAGAUACAUAAACUGACUGUGUAUAAGAACUUUUACCAGAAAUUAUAGUGUACAUGGGGCAUCUAUAAAAAAUUGAUGAAGGAAAAUCAGGUAAGAUUGACUGAAGAAGAUGAUUUCAUGCUGUAGCAUUGAUUUUAGAGAACAGUGUGAUGCUAUUCUGCGGGAUUCUUGUAAAUUUGAUGUUAGAUCCGUAGUAGACAAGGUGCUAAGCUACCACUUGGAUCUGCUAAACAGUGAUCCUGGCUAAACAAUACUGGAACAAUGACCAUUUAGUUGAAUCAUCAAUGCCAUUCUCGUUUAUAAAACUAAAUUCAUUUGAUUCUUU